Spinacia oleracea (spinach) is the source of this 1540-nucleotide messenger RNA. RefSeq lists its product as uncharacterized. The record is from RefSeq and is a predicted model, not a curated record. The transcript is spliced from 2 exons. Bases 31 to 1206 code for a protein of 391 amino acids. NCBI's taxonomy places the organism in Eukaryota, Viridiplantae, Streptophyta, Magnoliopsida, Caryophyllales, Amaranthaceae.
UGUGACAUUCUGUUACAUGUUAAAGGAAAAAUGUACGUGACAAGGCUUUUGUCUCUGUAUAAGAAGUCCCCUGAGGCUCUUGCUCAGCCUCCUCCAGAAGGUCCGAACUCCGGCUAUUUGGUUUUGCAAGAUGAAGAAUCUACAACAACUACAUGUUUUGGAUUGUGCAACAACACAUUGACAACAAAUCUCCCUUUUCCACAGAACAAGUCCCUCACUAUUCAGCACCAAAAAGAUGACAGUACCACUAACUAUCCUUUGUUCUUGAUACCUGUUAUUAAUCAACCCUUAUCGUCCCAUCAAUAUUAUGCCAUCAAGAAUGAAGGCAAGCAUAAAGGGGAGGCUUAUACAAGUUCAAAAGAGGAAGAUAGGCAGACAAGCUGUUUCUGCAUCAGCAAUGUCAGAGAUCACAAAACAAGAGAGUUGAAUCCUUCUGACAAAAAUCAACAGUUUGAGUUUUCACACACCACAAAAUGGGGAAAUUCUGUAUUUGGCGUCAAAUCUGUCGCAGCUGAUGGUUAUCCUCCAACGUUCAUGAGAAAUGGAGGGUGGAGACUAUGGAACUCGGUACCAAAAUAUUUCACUCUUGGAGUAGCAGAUGGCCUAAAUUAUGCUCUACGUUGUCGUCUUCCUGACUUAAAUUUCUUACCAUCAGAAAAAUGUUCCAAAGUUCUGUUGGUGGGUGAAUGGUAUUCUCCUUUCAUGUUUAUCAAAGAAAGGACACCAAAAGAUCAGGUGAAAAAGUCAAUGUUCUAUGAGGUAACACUCGAGCAACAAUGGGAGAGGAUCUUUUAUCACGAAAACAAUGGUAGUGAAGGAAACCUGGUGGCUUUUGAUGUUAUAAUUCCAACUGAAAGAGUCAAGGUUAACGGAAGGGAUGCCAUAGAAAUUAGUAGUGACAAGGUAGGUGCGCGGAUGCUAUGGUUUCAAGCAAUGGACUACAAUGGCGAGGAUAGUAGAAUCGGGUUAAGCUCACUGGUUGUUGAAAGAAUGAUGUGGGAGCAAGAAAGAGGUGGAUGGUGUAAUAAUAACGAGAAGCUAGUGCAUUUAGCUCGAGUGGAGGAAUAUAGAGGACCUAGUUCUUGGAAGAUGUUUUCCUGUUAUUUGCUAGUUGAGAGAUUUGUGUUCAAAAGGGUGGAUGGAAGCAUUGCUUUGAGCUAUGAUUUUAAUCACGUUCAUCAAGUGAAGAUUAAAUGGAUGAGCUAACUCAUAUUUGUGCAUGUAAAUAUGUCAGUUUGUGUUCACAAUACAAAUUCUCUUCUUUCCUUUCCUCUAUGUCUUAUUGUUUGUUGCGGUAAAUAUGUCAGGUUAGGAAUUCAGUGUUUUCCCUUCAAAAAAAUAGUCAGAAGGUAAAGAUUUAGAUCUACAAUGAGUUGUCGUACAUGUGUUUCUGAAAUGUGAAGCACGCAUCGCGUACAUUUAGAUCAAAUUAAUUAUGUAAAGAGAAGUUGGGUUUAGGAAGUCACUUAAAUAUUAAAGUGAAGUACGUUAUCAUCAUAUAAAACAAAUGUAGUACUCCGUAAUAGUACGCCAUGACUAC